Molecule: messenger RNA, 2983 nt
Organism: Gasterosteus aculeatus aculeatus (three-spined stickleback)
Lineage: Eukaryota; Metazoa; Chordata; Actinopteri; Perciformes; Gasterosteidae
Gene: ltb4r2b
Product: leukotriene B4 receptor 2b
Biological process (GO): inflammatory response; phospholipase C-activating G protein-coupled receptor signaling pathway; positive regulation of cytosolic calcium ion concentration
Cellular component (GO): plasma membrane
Molecular function (GO): complement receptor activity; G protein-coupled receptor activity
Source: RefSeq, a predicted model, not a curated record
UCUCCAACCGCAGCAUGUUGCAGCCUGAGUGGCCGGAUGUGGUUGAGUUCAUUAUGGGCCGACGGAACCGAGACGGCGUUUAGAGGGCAGCGGCGACGGAGCGACCGGGUAAUUCAAGCCGACGUUCGCCGCAGAGAGACGUCGAGGCCUGUGAAGGGUCAAAAAACCUCCGUCCAGCAUGACCAACUCCGUCAGCUCCUUCCUCACCUCCGCCCCCAAUGACACGAACGUGGAAAAUGACAGCGUGGUGAGCAACGACUUCUCCACCACCCUGGGCGCCCUCAUCCUCGGCUUGGUCUUCCUCGUGGGCGUCCCCGGCAACGUCUUCAUCGUCUGGAGCAUCCUGGCUCGCACCCGACGACGCUCGGUCACCACCCUCCUCAUCCUCAACCUGGCGUUCGCCGACGGCUCGCUCAUGGCCAUCACCGUCUUCUUCAUCGUCUACCUGGCCAAGCAGUCGUGGGUCUUCGGCGACGUCAUGUGCAAAGGCCUGUUCUACCUGUGCAACACCAACAUGUACGCCUCCAUCUUCCUGAUCGUGCUGAUGAGCGUGCACAGGUUCGUGGCGGUGGUGCUGCCGAGGAGGACGUCCUCCCUCAUCACCAUGAAGGUCGUGAGGAGGGUGAUCGUGGGCACGUGGGUGUUGGUGAUGGUCAUUUCCAUCCCCUCGCUGGUGUUUCGCGACGUCAGGGAGGACCACGACGAGAACAACAAAACAAGACACGUGUGCGCGCCCAAUCACACGCUGCCUCGACACGUGAGGUUCCAGUACGCCUUUGAGACGGUGGCGGGAUUCAUCCUCCCGUACGCCGUCAUCAUCACGUGCUACGUGCUCAUCCUGAGGCGCCUCAGGCAGACCAAGUUCCGCAGAAAGGUGCGCAGCGAGAACCUCAUCCUGGCCAUCGUGGUGACGUUCGGCCUUUUCUGGCUGCCGUACCACGUCAUCAACAUGAUGCAGGUGGCGGCUGAGUGGUACGACAAGGAUUCUCCCAAAAGACAGAGAUUGGACCACAUCACUCAGUCCAGUCGGGUGGUGACCUCGGCUUUGGCCUUCAUCAGCAGCUGCGCCAACCCCAUCCUCUACACCUUCGCCGGGAAGUCCUACAUCAAGCAGAGCGGCUUCGCCUUCAUGGCUCGGCUCUUUGAGGGCACGUCACUGGACCAGGCUGCGACAAAGAAGGGCAAAGACGCCGUUGGACUCACUACCGUUGACUCGACAAGCGGCUCAGGUCCUGGAAUCCACAUUACGCCCAACGGGAGUUGAGCACUUUGACUUUGUGCACGGGUGAAAAAUCUGUAGGAACACAGGUGGAGCUUGUAGAUUGUUUUAAAUGCAAAACCUGAGAAAAUAUUUUGUAGUUUGUGGAUCGUGUUGAAAAGUUGACUGGACAGCUGUACAGGGACAACACAUCCGUUUAAAACCUGUAGCGUUACCAGGACUGAACUUUGUUCGGUCAGUUACAGAACAUUCACUUCUAAAAAUGUUUAAGCAAUUUGGUCAACUACUUAAAUUUUGACUGCUUGAGACUCAAACCAGCUGUACAGAUUUCUAAAAAUCAAAUGAGCAAAUUAUUUGUAAACUUGAAUUUGAAGUUUACGGAGUUAGUAGAAAUGUUUGUACAAGGCGUCAAGUCUCCAUUUUAUUUCGUCAUGACAGCAUUUCACAAUGAGUUCAAAUGGAUUUACCCCAACCUGAAUCUGUCGUCACGCAGCCUUCUUGGGAAAAUGGCUUCCAAAGCUGGAAAAGAUCCAGCUUUGUUAAAUUAAAAGGUUACCUGCUUAGUCUACAGCAGUGGUCCAACCACAGAACGCUUACAUUUCUGGAAAAUGUUUUAUUUGGAAAAAUUACCAGACUUUCGCCUAAUUACGUGCGCUCGUCCCUCUGACAGAUUCCCCACGACGUUUUUCUUGUCCUUUUACCGUGCACGGCAGUUUCGCCGACCAGCGAACACAGCACACGACUACUAUCCCCCCCCCCCGUUGAUCGUUCUGCCACCGCCUGUCGGACCGUCAACCGGUCCGUGAGGUAAAGGUUGGGGACCACUGGUCUACAGUAGUUUUUGUAAACCCAUGGGUCAUCAUCCAGACCCCCACCCAUAAACGCCCCUUUUAAAAACAGCUGAAUGAGAAUAUCUAAAAGCUCGAAAUGACAGCAAAGAAAACACAAUUUAAGUAAAUUUGCUUUAUUCAGCAGUGAAAAGUAAGUUUCACAACAAAGCUGUUAAAGACAUUUGAUACACAGCAAACGACAACGUAAACACAAACUCUAUAAAGUGGGUGAUCCGUGGACUGUUAGGGGAACCUUCCAGUUACCUGUAAACACAAAAAGGGAAGCAGAUAUGUAAAAAAAUAAGUUAAACAACCAAAAGUAGUCAGCCAGCGGUGCUUUUCAAUCAGAAUUAAGUUACCGCAAAGAUCACAGACAGACAAUAGCUGCAGGAGAUAAUUUUUCCAAAGCUAAACAUUCACUAUAUUAUCAAGUGUCUAUACGGUGUAUUGUUCUGCUGCACCCUUACGCAUUACUAAAAUAAAACUGGUUUUGUCUGGCAUGCAGAAUCAAAUAAAUCUUUAUAUGAUGCACACAGACAGAUUAAGGCAAUCUGAACAGAGCCACUUGUACGGCAACUGCAAACCCCAAAACAUGUUAAUGCAGAGAUGUGGUUUUUAAUUUGCAAUUUGACCUACAGAGACCCAGUAAACUGAACGUAUUAACAUUAAGUGUGAAUCAUUGUACACAAGGAGAUACUGACCUCAUCGAGACAGCCAAAGUCCAGGCUUUUCGUUCCUAAAACAAAAAUAAUAAAAAGGUUAGUUUCUGCUUUGAAACCAGUGAGCUUCCUCCCUGCGUCGGUUCUUCAAACCCAUCAGUGCAGUGAAAGAGUAAUCAUGAGUUUCAGCUGAAACACGGACUCACAUGCAAAUCAUCAUUGAUGUUUGAAGGUUUAAAAGUGGCUUGGAGAUGUAAAUAAAAGAGAUCAAAUUA